AUGGCCCCAGCAAACGGCGCAUCAAAAGUUAUACAGAACCGCCCAAGGCCUGCAGUUGCGAUGCCGAAAGGCAUUGUCCCUGCUCUGCCUCUUUCCUAUGUUAAAAUUCAACAAAAGAAACUACCUAUUCGAGAAAAGGCGAAAGAAAUUAAUCCCCCCUCCUCGACAGCUCCAGCGGUUCAGGCGCCCGUUACAUCAGUUCCAACUACAAAUAUACCUUCCGCACAUGCCGAUGAACCCCAUCUUGAAGAGAAACUUUCCGAAGUGAUCAAAGAGUCUCCCAAGCCUAUUGCCGCAGCAGUUGCCGAUAUCUCAUCUAUUGCGGAAUCACUGGAUGGACUUAGUUCUACUGAAGGCGGAGUUACACUGGGCUCUACUGGACGUAGUUCUACUGAACGCGAAGUUGAUGGGAAAUUUGUUACUGUGAUUGAAAUCAAGGCAGACGAUUCCCGAGAGGAACAGCACUCUGCUCCAUCCGAAACUCAAUCAACCACAUCGAGAUCAACUUAUCAAUUGCCUCCACCAUUUGUUCCCGCCAGCAAUUUGUCCACCAUGUCCUCUGAGUCUGCCCAAGUUCCACAACAUGUUGCCUUCAAUGGCCAACAUCCAAUGCACCACGCGCAUCCUAGCAGUUCAGUCCCGAUGUUUGGUGGAUAUCCUGAUUCCAGCAAUUCAUCCCCAGCUCCACCUUCGAGCGCUGGCAAUAUUCCACCUUAUACUUAUGCGCAGCAAGGUGGUGUGCGUCAUGGUCCUCAUCCCUCGAACGGCGGCCACCAGCACCACAUGUCGAACGGUUUUUCACCCAUAACUCCAGCAUUCCCCCCGGGAUUUUACCACCACCAGGAGGGCUUUCAGGUUGGUCCAACCGAUGACUUCCUUCGUAGACAAAUGCUACAAUUUGCCCCUUCUGAAGGUUACUCGCCAACUGGUGUUCCUCGCAUCGCAGAGAGUCCUCGUUUCAACGGUUUUGAUCCGGCGAUUGCGCACAACAUCCAUGGAUCUCGGUCAUCGGCACAGAUUGAUCAAGAGAACGGUCUAGGUCCCCAUUACGGCCAACAUCCAUCUACAAUUCCACCAAUGGGUCCGCCACCUUAUCGUGGAGUUCUCGGUUACCCGCGCAAAGAAGAAAUUCCUUGGGCAGGCGGCAAUCGUCGAGACCUUUGGUUUCAUCUUCGUGAGCAGUUUGCACAACCAGAAUUCUCCGACUGUGUUCUCGAGCUACGUUACUCUGAUGACCGUGCCGCUCCUCUUCAGAUCAGUGGUCAUAAAUUGAUCUUCGCUCGCAGUUUCGUAUUGAAAAGCCUCAUCACAUCUGGAGCUCGCGCAAACUGUGCUUCACCACUACCUUUCCAGAAUAUCUUGAUUGAGUCGGAUGAUCGUUACUUGCGUUCUGAUGCCUUUUCCUUAGCGGUUCGAUAUCUCUAUGGCGGACCUAUAUUGGACUUUGAUGCAAUGGCCCGCUUUCCGGCUCCAUACAUUGGAUCAGCUCCCAUGCCAUCAACACCAGCCGAACGUUUUGACUUCGCGCUGGGUUAUGUAGCAUCAGGGGCUAUUCUUCAGAUUCCUCAAAUUUGGAAGACUGGUUGCACUAUUGCGAGUCAACUCAUCACUUGGGAUACUGCUGAGAAAGCUUUCGAAUUUGCACUUGAAGGAGGCAUUGAUUGGUCGUGGACCCCAGGAACCCCGGAUGCGAAUGAUGUAAUCGAUCCUCUCUUCAAUUCUAGAAUUCCGCAAGUUCCAGAUGACAGACCAAGUCCCGCAGACCCACGUUUGAGCUCUAUCAAAUUCGGCGACCAUCCUACAGAAGAGAGUCUUCGCUCCCCCUCUUCGGAUCCUAUUACUGCUACGUUGUCAAAACUAUUACUUAACUUGCCAUUUGGUCCUUUGAAGCAUGUAUUGGAAACUGGAAAUGGUGGUGUCAUUCAUGGCCAUGCAACUCAUGUAGUUCGACGAAAGGUCAUGUAUCCUGUCAUCGAGGAGCGUGAGAAGAGAAGACAAAGAGCCCUUGCUAGCAAAGUACCGGACGAGGAGCGAAUCAAGAAUGGAUGUCAGUGGAAUAUAGUUGGCUGGAAAGAGGCAGUUCUCCCGUUUGAUGAUUAUCGCAACGAAGAGGUCCCAUGUUUGAGAAAGACUUGGGUCGGUUUUACAAAUACUGAAAGCAAGUAA
This is a messenger RNA of Sclerotinia borealis F-4128, 2166 nucleotides long. The record is from the annotation of a GenBank genome assembly. Lineage: Eukaryota; Fungi; Ascomycota; Leotiomycetes; Helotiales; Sclerotiniaceae.